AUGACUUCAGAUUCUGAUCGCGCUGGCCGGCUCUGCUUGGUCACGGUCGGCGCCACCGUCGGCUUCAGGAAACUCACCGAAGCGGCCCUUGAUCCCAUUUUCUGGAAGUACCUAGUGUCGCAGGGCUUCACCGAGCUACAUGUACAGUGCGGGCCGGAUGUUGCCUGGGCAAGCAAAGAGUUGAUUGCCCGCAAGGAUGACGCUCCCCGAGGCCUCAACAUUGACAUCUUUGACAUGAGAAACAAUCUCGCGAAAGAGGAGAUGACGCUGUGCAAGCCUCUAGACGGGAAGCGGCAGCUCGGUCUCGUCAUCUCACAUGCGGGAACGGGAACUAUACUCGACGCCUGGAAGCUGGGACUUCCCAUCAUCGUGGUGCCCAAUACGCAGCUCUUGAACGAUCAUCAAACCGAGAUGGCAAAGCAUCUCUCAAAGGAGGGGUAUGCCAUCAUGAGCACUAGCAGUGUGGACGAUCUACAGGAGGCAAUGCAUAAGGUGGAGCUCCUGUGGGAGGACAACAAGUCUCGCUGGCCCCCCAACAAGGUGCCGUCGGCGGGAAACGACAGACGGCGCCUCUGGGAUCUUGCCCCUCAUGAGGUCGCCAAGGAACAGAAUGCGACCAUGACUCACGACUAG
Molecule: messenger RNA, 633 nt
Organism: Fusarium vanettenii 77-13-4
Lineage: Eukaryota; Fungi; Ascomycota; Sordariomycetes; Hypocreales; Nectriaceae
Exons: 3
Coding region: 1-633 (210 amino acids)
Biological process (GO): dolichol-linked oligosaccharide biosynthetic process
Cellular component (GO): extrinsic component of endoplasmic reticulum membrane; UDP-N-acetylglucosamine transferase complex
Molecular function (GO): hexosyltransferase activity
Source: RefSeq, a predicted model, not a curated record